Saccharomycodes ludwigii is the source of this 705-nucleotide messenger RNA. RefSeq names its product polyadenylate-binding protein. Gene Ontology annotation, molecular function: RNA binding. The coding region runs from base 1 to 705 and encodes 234 amino acids. The record is from RefSeq and is a predicted model, not a curated record. Lineage: Eukaryota; Fungi; Ascomycota; Saccharomycetes; Saccharomycodales; Saccharomycodaceae. The transcript has a single exon.
AUGUCCGAAGAACAAAGCCAACUUUUAAGCAAUAGUGAGACUCGUACAAGUACCAUCGCUGAAGAAACAGCAAAGUUGUUACAAUUACAACAAGACAUAGCCAACCUAGAAAAACAAAAUGCCCAUCAAGCUUCCGGUAUCAUAAUUGGGACAACAGUACCCAGUCUACAACACGACUCUGUGCCAGUGAUACACAACAACGACGGAAAUAGUAAUGGUUCUGUGGGCACUGUAGGUGUCCUGACUCCAACUAGCUCAGGUGUCAUUGGCCAUACUGUUGCUUCUCCUUCUUCUCAACCUGUAAUUGACUAUGCUGCAAAAGAGCAAGUUGAUUCCAGAUCAGUUUAUGUCGGAAAUGUAGAUUAUAGUACCACACCGGAAGAAUUACAACAGUUGUUUAAAGAAAAAGUUAGUGUUGUGCAGAGGGUUACCAUAUUAACAAAUAAAGUGACUGGGCAGCCUAAGGGUUAUGCUUAUGUAGAAUUUGGAGAUCCUUUAGAUGUGGCCAAAGCUUUAGAUUUAGAUGGAUACGAAUUCAAAGGCCGUCAACUAAAAAUUAAUUCUAAAAGAACAAAUAUACCUGGUAUGAAACGUGGCGGUUUCAGGGGUGGUAGAGGCGGCAGAGGUGGUUUCAGAGGUGGUUUCAGGGGUGGUUUCAGAGGUGGUAGGGGUGGUUCUAGUAGAGGAAGAUUUUCACCAUAUUAG